CCUACUGUCAAAACUUUGACACGUCAUUGUAAGGUUAUAGGAGUGUUUGUUUAUUUUGUUAAAAUUCUCGCUUGCCCCGUUUCACAAUGUUCAAAAAACUCAAGGAGAAGAUAACUGAAGAGGUAAAAAGCUCUCCUCAAAGAUUCCAGCAAUUGACACAGUCUGUAAGUGACCGGUUACAAAAUUCCUCAACUUCAGACGAAAACUUCUUCUCGAUAGCAGAAGACGAUGCCACACCGUCAAACUCAAGCUUCGAAUCAGGUUUUACCAAUGUGUCUUUAGUGUCACCUCAGGAAAAUAAAAUGCGGCGUAACUCCAACUCUUCGAUCGCUAGCGACGUCUCGUUUUUACCGCGAUACGAGUCUUUCGCCAACAUGUAUCAUCUCCAGUCCGACUUGGACAUCUCAGCUAGCGAAAUUGAAGACAACGCCUCAAAUUCCUCACAGUUGGGACAUUUGAGCAAGGAGCAGAUUUACUCAGCCUUUCAGAAAGCGCAAAUGCGCUACCACAAGUACAGGGGGCGCUACACAGACCUGGCCAAACACUAUAAAGACCUAGAGCGGGAAAACGCCAAAAUGAAAUCAGUAUUAGUGGAAACACAGGACAAGGCAAUAAGACGGGUAACUGAACUCAAGGAACAGUGUGCCUUGGAACAGAAGGCCAAAGCACACUUGGAAAGCGCACUAAGGGACGAAAUCGACGAAAAACAGUUCAAAAUAGAGUCACUCCAAACGAAAAUCGAACUUCUCCAAACGCCUGAAACCGAAAAUCCCGACACUUUAAACAAGUACUUAACGGACGCGAGAGUCGAAAUCGAAAAUCUGAACCAACGAAUCCAGGAAAUGAAAGCCAACUCGAUCAUCUUCCAAACCAAGGAGCAAGAAUACAAAGCGAAAAUCACGAAUUUGGAGAAGGAAAUCGCCCUUUUUUCCGAACGCGAGAAGGAGAAUAAUUUAAGCCUCGCUCAGAAUAAAAUGGAGUUGCACAACGAACUGCUCAGUAAAGACGCAGAAAUCAGCAAUUUGAAGAAAAGUCUCGAAGCCCUAACUGGGGGCACCGGAAAGUUCGAAAAUCUUCAAACCCAAAAUACGAAACUCAUCGAAAAACUUGAAGCCCUAACCCAGAAGUGCAACAACUACGAAAAUAAAUUGUUAAAAAUGGAACAACUCCGACGCGAAAAUGAGGAAAAUUCGAGACUGAAGAAAGAGAUACAAGACAUUCAAGGACAAUUGGAGGGAGUGAGAGAAGAAGCGAAGAAGAGCCUCCUAAGUCUCGAAACAAAAAUCCGGGAGAAACUUGCCAAAGAAUUUGAGGAAAAGGAAGAAAGGCUGAGGAGCGACUUUAGGAAGAAAAUUGAAGAAGUGUCGUCAAGUUCAAGUAACGAGUUCAAUCUUCUUGAAAUGGAGGAAGAAAUUCGCAAGUUGAGGCAAGUUAAUGACGGGAUUUUGGAACAACUGACCUCAAAAACAACGAAAUAUGACGAUUUGGAGCGAAAUCAUCUCGAAUUGAUUGAGGAAAGUGGGCGGUUGAGGAGCCAAAUCGGGGGUUUGGAAAAGGAGUUGGCAACACUGCAGAAUACAAAUCAGGCGGCAAAUUUAAAAUUGGGCCAUUUGGAGGCAAAUGCUAGGGUUCUGGAACGUACCGUGGAGGAGUACAAACGAUUGGAGGCCGAACGUGAUGAUUUACUCCAAGAAAAGAAGAAUUUCAUGGAGGAUUUGGAGGAGGAAAGGAGGAUUAACGAGAGAUUGAAUUUGGAGGUGGAGCAGUUGAGGGACGAAAUGGUGAAGAAGAGUGAUCUUGAACAUAGUUUGGAGGAAGAAAGGAAAGUUACGCAGAAAUUAAACACGGAAUUGGAGAACGUCAAAUGUCACAUUGAAGAAAAGAAGAAAGAUCUAGAAUUGACUCUGGAUGAAGAAAAAGGCAAGUUGCUUCAAAAACUUGAAGAAAGUUCGGUGAAUAUGAAGCAUUUGGAAGAUACGGGUUUGGCACUUAGUGAAGAACUCAACUCUUUGAAGCUGAAGAACGAAGAACUUGCAAAACUGGCUGAAGAAAGGGAUACGUUACUGAAGAAACUUACCGAAAGUGAAGAAACCAAUUCGUUACAAACGCGGAAAAUCCAGAAUUUGGAGGAAGAAAUGGCGAAGAAAGCCGUGUCUUUGGAAGAAGCGAAAAGGAAGAUUCUAGAAUUGGGGGAACAGAACAAUAGUCUUGGACACAACUUGGAGGAAGAAAGAAACGUAAACCAGAAAUUACAUUCGGACUUGGAACACAUGAAACGUCACAUUGAAGAAAAGAAGAAACAUUUGGAAUUGUCUUUGGAUGAAGAAAGGGCCAAGUUGCUUCAAAACCUUGAAGAAAGUUCGAAAACUAUGAAGCAUUUGGAAGAAACGAGUUUGGCACUUACUGAAGAACUCAACGAAUUGAAGAUAAGAAACGAAGAACUUGCAAAAGUGGCCGAAGAAAGGGAUACGUUAUUGAAGAAACUUACCGAAAGUGAAGAAAACAAUUCAUUACAGGCGUUGCAAAUUCAGAAUUUGGAGGAAGAAAUGGUGAAGACAGUGCAAACUUUGGAAGAAACAAAAAGGAAGAUUCAAGAAUUGGAGGAGAAGAACAAUAGUCUUCAACAUAGCUUGGAGGAAGAAAGAAACGUAAACCAGAAAUUAACUACGGAAUUGGAGCACGUAAAACGUCACAUUGAAGAAAAGAAGAAAGAUUUAGAAUCGACUCUGGACGAAGAAAGGGCGAAAUUGCUUCAAAAACUUGAAGAAAGUUCGAAGACUAUGAAGCAUUUGGAAGAAACGGGUUUUGCACUUACUGAAGAACUCAACGAAUUGAAGAUAAAUAAUGCUAAAGUGGCCGAAGAAAGGGAUACCUUAGUGAAGAAACUCACCGACAGUGAAGAAACCAAUUCGUUACAAACGCUCAAAAUACAGAAUUUGGAAGAAGAAAUGAGGAAUUUGUUUGCCAGUUUGGAAAACGAACGGAAGAAUAGUAUUAAGGCGGGCGAAGAACUGGAAGAAAAGGAAGCAAAUUUGAAGAAACUGAAGAUGCUCCUUGAAGAUAAGGAAAACGAUUUUGUUAGACAACUGGACGAAAAGGAGUCGCGUCUUAAGAAAAUUGAAGAAAUGGAGGAAGAAAUUUCUUCAUUGAAGAAACUUCUAGACGAAGCGAAUAAUAAUUUGGCGGUAAAAAACCACCAAAUUGAGAUUUAUGAAGCCGAUCUGAAGACUAAAAACGGCCAGAUUGAAGCACUGUCGAGGAAAAUUGAAGAAUAUAACGACCUAAUUGAAGAACGGAACGAAGGUUUCUUCAAAAUCUUGAGCAACUUUUCCGAGCCUCUUAAUAAUGUUAGGCGUAACAAAGACAAUAAACACUUGUAUAAUCUUGAACAGAAGCUGCAAAAUUUCGAGCAAACAUUCUCCCUUGAGCGCGAAAAUCUCGCCAAGAUUUUAAUUUAUUUGAAGCAAUUUGAAGAAAAACAUUCGGCUUUGGAGGAAGAAAAGGAAGAAUUGUUGAGGCAAAUAACCGAAUUGAGGAAACAAAUCGUUGAAGUAAAUUCGGCUCAAAGUUAUGUGAAGCAAUUCGAGGAAGAAAUUCUUCGAUUGCGGGAAGAAAAUGUGCGAUUGAUGGAAGAACAGGAGAAGUUUAAGCAAAAUGUGCUCGAACUCGAGUCGAGAAAUACGCAAGUUGUGUCUGACAGUAAUUUUCUUUCGGAAGAAAAUCACGGUUUGCUCACCGAAAUCGAAGAAUUGAAAUUGAAGAAUGAAGAAUACGAAACGAAGCAUAAAAAUUUGCUAUCGCAGAUUGAAAAUCUCGAACGUGAGAGUAACCAAAGCCAGUUGGCAGAACUGGAAAAACACUUAACAGAGUUACAGCACGAGAAACAACUCCUAUUGGAGGAAAUCGACGAAUUGAAGACCACGCCCAUUAAUGCGGCCAACAAAUCAGAAGAUUACGUCAAAGAAAUUGAGAAUUUGCGGACGAAAAUCGUCCAAUACAAAUCUCUCGAUUUGACGAAUCGAAGUUCGAUUGAAUUUUACGAAAACGAAUUACAAAAAUUGAAAAACCAGAACGAGAAAUUGAACCGAAAGCUGGACGAGACUCUAGUCACUUUAAAUCAUUGUUCGGAGCUUUCGAAUUCGACCGAAAUCGAGUAUUUGAAGAACGUUUUGUAUAAUUAUAUGCUAGGGAAGGAGAGUAUGGUGUUGGCAAGGGUUAUUGCAGCUGUGUGUAAGUUUGAUCCGCAACAAACCGAAUUAAUUCUAGCGAAAGAGCAGCAAAAGCAAACUUUGUUGGGCCAAUUGGGGAUUCUCUAACAGUAGGUCCACGUUUUAACUUAGGUGCAUUCCGUUUACUCAUUACGUACGAUUUAUUAAGCGAUUUUGUCAGUACUAACGCACUUUUUAUCGGUUGUGUACAUAUUUCGUUGUAUCUUAUAAUAUUUAUGUAAAUUGUUAAAUAAACUAAACUUUCGUAAUAAA
This is a messenger RNA of Tribolium castaneum (red flour beetle), 4481 nucleotides long. RefSeq names its product golgin subfamily A member Golgin-245 (gene Golgin245). Bases 87 to 4316 code for a protein of 1409 amino acids. Gene Ontology annotation, cellular component: Golgi apparatus. The record is from RefSeq and is a predicted model, not a curated record. Lineage: Eukaryota; Metazoa; Arthropoda; Insecta; Coleoptera; Tenebrionidae. The transcript is spliced from 3 exons. Gene Ontology annotation, molecular function: small GTPase binding. Gene Ontology annotation, biological process: Golgi vesicle transport.